UUACUUGUAGAACUGCAGCGGCCUUGAAAUUGUUGAGCAUAGUUUGCGAAGAUUUGUUUAAAGCCGUUUGUGAAAAAUUUAAAUUCAAUAAAUAAUAAUACAGAAAUUUGGAUUGAAUCGCUAACUAAAUAAUGACAAGUAAAAUACAUUAUUAAUGCGAACCGUAAAUGGUUCAAUUUCAUGGUUUCCAAGUUUGCAUUGAAAAAGUGUGAGGCUUGCGUUGUGCAUUGAAUAUUUGUAAUAUUGUCCUAAAUAUAAAGUGUAACUCAUGUAAAUAAAAAAAAAAGAAUAAUUUUCAAUUAAAUUUUGAAUUAUUUCUAUAUAAAUUAUUAAAAACAUGCUGCAAAAAUAUGUCGAAGCGACAACGUCCAAUAUUUUACCAUAAUUGGUCUUGGGUGCAGUUUUGUCUGUUUAGUUGAUUAAAGUCAAAUGGCUGACACUUUAAGUACAGGAGGUGGCAUGGAAAUGACGUUAAAAGACAGCGGUAUAGUAAUCGAUAUGACACCGGCAGCCAUUUUACAACGCAAUUCACUUACUCAUUCCCUCCGAAAUCUACGAGAAAACAGUCCAGAACAACAGACUGCUUUAGAUACGGCAUCAACAUCAGGUACAAGUACUUCCCCAACAAAUUUUUCAACAUCUCCGCCCGUAAAUACAUUCCGUUGUGAUCGUUGCGAAAAGUUUGAAACAAAUUCUCGUACAGCUUUAGUGUUACAUGCAGUCCAUUGUUUUCCAAGUCCGCCAGGACUUAAUACAGAGGAUUGUGAUACAGAAAGCAUAAGCGUUACACCAGUCAUACAAGCUAAUAGUAAAAGUGGUGUUGGAAAAUCUACAGUUGAAUCUCAAUCCGCUACACCAAGUGUAAUUUCAGUUGUAGCAAAUAGCAACACAAGUAGUAAUGCGGCGACAUCGGGUUCUGCGACAUCUAGAAAGGUAUUCGAAUGUGAUGUGUGUAAUAUGAAGUUUUCCAAUGGCGCUAAUAUGCGUCGACAUAAAAUGCGGCAUACUGGUGUAAAACCCUAUGAAUGUAGAGUUUGUCAAAAGAGGUUUUUUCGUAAAGAUCAUUUGGCGGAACAUUUUACAACACACACAAAAACUUUACCAUUUCAUUGCCCCAUUUGCAAUCGUGGAUUUCAGCGACAAAUUGCUAUGCGUGCUCAUUUUCAAAAUGAACAUGUCGGCCAACAUGAUCUUGUAAAGACUUGUCCUCUGUGCAGUUAUCGUGCUGGAUCUAUGAAAUCAUUACGCAUACAUUUCUUUAACCGCCACGGCAUUGACUUAGAUAAUCCCGGCCCUGGUGGAGCUUCAUCUUUAUUAUUUGCUUUAGAAAACCAAGCAUCACAAGUGGCAGCUGCAGCGGCUGCGGCGGGUUAUGUGCCCGGUUUGAAUGCGGCUGCUGCAGCUGCAGCUGCUGCCGUUGCUGGUGUUAAUGUAAAUUUACAAAGUCACCAGAGUGAUAGUGGAGAAUCAAUGCGAUCUAUGGAAAAUGCUACGCCUCCAAUGCACUUUUUAACGCCUCAUGUAGAAAUAUCAACGUUAUCAGAUAAUAGCGGAGAAAUUUACAAUGGCGGUUCAGCAGCUGUUAUGUUAGCUAAUGAAUCACUUGAUUCCAAAACCAAAAAUAGUGAUACGGCAGUUGAUUCAAUUGUGUUGCCUCCACAGGAGCAUGCAAUGGACUGCAAUGCCAAAUCGUUGCCUUCAAGUACAAGCAAUAUUAAUGUACGACUUACCGCUUCACCUAAAAUACAUCACGAUAACCACAUCACACCUUCCAUAAGUUUAAUACCCAUCAAACAGGAGCCCUUUAAUGAUGAUAUGUCAAGUGACUCAAAUAAAGGUGACUCAAAAAUGAGUCCCUCCGCAGAACAACAUAAUCCUAGUGACACCAGCGAGUCAGAAUUUUCUUUGACGAAUAAUAAAUUAAACUCUUUAAUUAAAGUAUCACCAUUAAAAUCAUUGUUGCGAGAGGAUCUAAAGAGGAGAAUAUGUGCUAAAGCGAAUAAUCGUAUAACUCGAAACGCUCUUGCUGUAGAAAAUAAUAAUCUCAAACAAGGUACAUCGAAUAAUAAUUCCACAUGUAAUUCUACGCCAAUCUGUAAUGGUACUAUAACAUCAUCGGGUCAAGAAACAGAGUUAACAAUUCUGAAUCGAAAACAAAUUUUAACGUGCCUUUUUUGUGGCAUUGAAUUUCCUAAUGAGACUCUUUACUUCCUUCACAAAGGCUGUCAUUGCGAGAGCAAUCCAUGGAAAUGUAACAUCUGUGGAGAACAGUGUAACAACGUUUACGAAUUUAAUUCGCAUUUGUUGAGCAAAAGUCACCAAUAGCAACCAGUUAGCGCCGCUGUUGGAGACAUCG
Teleopsis dalmanni is the source of this 2356-nucleotide messenger RNA. RefSeq names its product zinc finger protein 26-like. Lineage: Eukaryota; Metazoa; Arthropoda; Insecta; Diptera; Diopsidae. The coding region runs from base 430 to 2325 and encodes 631 amino acids. Gene Ontology annotation, molecular function: DNA-binding transcription factor activity; RNA polymerase II cis-regulatory region sequence-specific DNA binding. Gene Ontology annotation, biological process: regulation of transcription by RNA polymerase II. The transcript has 7 exons. The record is from RefSeq and is a predicted model, not a curated record.